AUGGCUACCAACAAACAGCAAUUAACUAAAACAUCAAGUUCAAAAGAAUCUGUCGAUCAGUCGAUAAAUUCUAAUUUUGAGUCGUUCACGUGCUUGUGGCUCGAUCAAAAUGUUAAUUCAACACAAGAUAAUCUCCAAACUCAGAAAGAACUUCGUCAAGUUAUCAAUCAUCUUCGAACAUUUGAUAAAAGUGAUGAAUGUGAACAAUACAUUCGAAAGAUUACAAAAGAAAAAGUUGUUCUCAUUGUGUCAGGUUCAUUAGGUCGGCAAUUGGUACCUCAAGUUCACGAUCUUCGACAGUUUUCUGCAUGUUAUGUCUUUUGUCAAGAUCAGAAAGCAAACGAACAAUGGGCUAAUAAAUAUCACAAGCUUGUUGCUAAAAUAUCGAAAGAUCAAAUAAGUCGAAGUAAAGUAGAAGAUGAUGUUUCAAUAUCAGUAAUUACUACGGGUUCUCAAUCUCUUCAAGCUCGUAAUGCUAUCUUUAUGUGGUUUCAAUUGUUUAUUGAAGUUCUUCUUCGUAUGUAUCAUCAAUCUAAUGAUCGUAAAGAACUUUUGGACAUUUGCAAGAAGAGUUAUACGGGUAAUCAACAACAAAUGAAAAUUAUUGAAGAAUUUGAAAAGACUUACAAAGGAGAAAAUGCGAUUUGGUGGUAUACACGAGAAUCAUGUUUUUAUCGAAUGAUGAAUAAAGCGUUACAUGUACACGAUUUCGAUAUGUUAUUUGCUUUUCGAUUCUUUAUUACUGAUAUUGCCAAACAGAUCAAGAAUAAACAUGAAAAAUUUAUUCGUACUUGCGAAAAUCGAAAUAUAAUUCACGUUUAUCGUGGACAAAUAAUUGGAAAUGAAGAACUAGAACUCAUGGAGAAUAUCAUUGGUGAAUUUCUUUCGAUGAAUUCUUUCUUAUCAACAAGUCGUGAUCGAUCGACUACUCUUCAUUUUGCUCGAUUUACUCCGAAAGCUGAUGACUCUCAACAAAUUAUAUUCGAAAUUGAUAUUGACCCGCGUUUACAAACGAAAGCUUUUGCUGACAUUUCUCAAAUCAGUUAUCAUCAAAACGAAGAUGAAGUAUUAAUAACGCUUGGUGCUUGGUUUCGAAUUGAAAAAGUAAAUAAAGAUAAAAAGGAACGAAUAUGGAUGGUUCGUGUGUCGUUAGCAAGUGAAGAUGAUUAUCAUUUGAAAGAAACAUUUUCUUAUAUGAAAAACACAAUUGGUGACGACACUGAUUUAGAUUCUCUUGGAAGAAUUCUACUAGAGAUGAGUGAAUACCAACAAGCACGAAAAUGCUAUAGAAGAAUGUUGGAUGAGACUCAAUUAGCUAGUGGAAACGCAGCAUUAGGUUUAGGUAAAGCCUGUACUUUGUGCAAGGAAGCUGAUGAAAGUCUUGAACAUCUCCAAGAAACAUUGCGACCACGUAAAAUCCCAACUAAUUAA
Rotaria sp. Silwood1 is the source of this 1431-nucleotide messenger RNA. The record is from the annotation of a GenBank genome assembly. Lineage: Eukaryota; Metazoa; Rotifera; Eurotatoria; Philodinida; Philodinidae.